UGAUUUAUUCCAGCAAAGAAACAUUCUCUCAGAUCAUUGCAACCUUUAAUGUGACAAAAAACUGACCAACACAUGCUUCUACUAAAUUGAUAAAAAUAUCUAGUUUCCUCCAAACGUUUAGAAAAAAGGAAAAUGAUUAAUAACCUCUCCCCCUAUUUCCUCUGAUUAUUAUUUUUGUUUAAUCAUUUAUUUAUUAUUUUUUUAAAAAAUGUAUUCAAUAUUAACUGUUUCCUUUAUUUUCCAUUUUAUUUAUGCCUUAAAUGCUGAGGAAAAUAUUUUUAAAAAUAUGUUGAUUGAAUGGAAACGCCGAAUACUUUAUUGCAGUCCUAGCAAAGAUGGAAAACAUUCUGGCCAGUGUUAUUUAACUGUUGGAAAGGAGGAAAAGCCUAAAUUGGCAAAAUGUCAUGAGGAAAGUUAUAAGCUUGAAACAGGAGAAAUAGAAGGACGAACUUCAUGUAAUAUUGAAUGUCGUGGAGCUGAUAGAGACUCUGUGAUAUCGAAGGUGAUUAGUUUUUAAAGGUGAUUUGGUUUCAGUUUGGUUCCGGCUAGGGUUCUCGAUAGACCGAACCAAGUACUGUAUGUUUUGGGCUAAAA
Meloidogyne enterolobii is the source of this 594-nucleotide messenger RNA. The record is from the annotation of a GenBank genome assembly. Lineage: Eukaryota; Metazoa; Nematoda; Chromadorea; Rhabditida; Meloidogynidae.